Messenger RNA from Epinephelus fuscoguttatus (brown-marbled grouper), 2310 nucleotides. It is a transcript of the gene znf750, whose product is annotated as zinc finger protein 750. Gene Ontology annotation, cellular component: nucleus. The coding region runs from base 184 to 2043 and encodes 619 amino acids. The record is from RefSeq and is a predicted model, not a curated record. Lineage: Eukaryota; Metazoa; Chordata; Actinopteri; Perciformes; Serranidae. Gene Ontology annotation, molecular function: RNA polymerase II cis-regulatory region sequence-specific DNA binding; promoter-specific chromatin binding; DNA-binding transcription activator activity, RNA polymerase II-specific. Gene Ontology annotation, biological process: positive regulation of transcription by RNA polymerase II; epidermis development. The transcript has 3 exons.
AAUACAGCACACACAUGCAGCAUCACACACACUCACAAACACGCUCUGAACUUUUCGCACAUAUUGGAGCAGAGGUCCUGACUAACGCUGGCUGUGGACCGUGGAGCAGCUCUCUGCAGGCUGAACAUUUAGGAGAGGACGCCGUUGCUACGACCACAGCAGACAACAUUCAUUAGACUCAAGAUGGAGACUGCUCAGGAGCGCAAGCCAAAAAGGCCCCACUACAUUCCCCGACCGCCAGGCAAGCCUUACAAGUACCAGUGUUUCCAGUGUCCUUUCACCUGCAACGAAAAGUCCCAUCUCUUCAAUCAUAUGAAAUACAACUUGUGUAAGAACUCCAUCUCCCUGGUGUCACAGAAAAAUGGGCAAACAGCCAGACAGGUUAAGGCUGCAGUAAAGGGAGCCCCUGUUAAAUCUAAGGAUGGUCCAAGCCCUCGACCGGCGGUUCAGAACAACAGCCCUGAGACACAGGAAACCGAGGAGGACACAGUUGAGAGCAGAGAGGACACAGAAGAAAUAGACGUUGGGUGUGACACUCCGGUCACUGAGGACAGCCCGAGUGUGACAAAAUCAAAUCCAGUAACAGCGGGAGAGAACAAGGAGAGCACUGAGGCCAACUCUCUGCCGCGCCCAUCUGCCUUCUCCCCCGUCACACCCAAAAAUGACGGAGUAGAAGCCUUGAAGUCAUCUGUGCAGCAGCCAGAGGAUUCACCAGCUCCUGUUCCCACUUUCAACCACCCAGGCUUCCCGUGGGGCACGAUUUCAUCAUCCAUUCCCUUGAAACCAUUUCCUCCUCCCAUGGUUCCUGAAUACGCUCCUUAUCUCCUGCCCGACCGGCCCCUGUAUCCACCAUACUAUCUCCCGGCAGACCACCAUGCAAAUGAGCCAAACUCUCCGUCUUUCCGGCCAGAGUUUAUGAGUCCCCAGAGGCCUGUGGUGCCACAGCCCAUUGCCCCACCUCACACGUCCCUCUUUCCCCCAUAUCCAUACAGAUACACCCACCCUCUUCACCCGGGCCCCCCUCUCCACUACACCCUAUACAGACCUCAUGAGCUCUCCAUGCCAAUUACAGGACCCCGAUAUCGUCCUUUGGAAUUGUACGGCCCGACCUUGUGGCAUAAGGAUUAUGACUUAUACAUGCAUCAAGGUCCAAGUCAGAACAGCCUCAACACAUCUACACAGGAGGAGAGCAAGGACGGGCAAAGUGGAGACAAGGAAACAAGGCUGAGCCCUAAAGAGGGCUGUUCAGCCUUGGGCUCUCCUGACAGACCCAGUCACACACACAUCAUCCAGAGAGACACAGAGGCCCCACACUACACUAGCAAAGGUGACUCACAGACAACCAGCCAAGUGGGACACACAGCUACAGCCGUGCCACCCAUCAAACCUGACACAAGAGAAGAGGAGUCUGCGGAAAGCCUGCUGCAGUUAGGAACUCUGCAUGUGGAUGGAGGAUCAGCUGAGAGCAGCAGGUACUCCUUGAUACCUGGUUCUGAGCCAUGUCCUGAACCUACAGCAGAGCAUGAUGAGAGGGACAACAGAGAAGAUCUGGCCCCACUCAACCUCUCAACAAGGAACCAGGACAACGAAAACAGCCCAUCUGACUACAGGUUAAGGUGCUCAGACACAGGGAAAUUAAAAGGGGAGGAGUUGCCUCUGAACCUCAGCCUGCGAGCAUCUUAUAGCAGCCCUGUGCACAGCUCUGCCCCGAGCACUUCGGAAGAUCUCCAGCAGACGCCCGACACUGACCUGGACGAAGAACCAUGUGACCAGAGGCAGACUGCAGCACUGGCGCUCUGUCAGCUAGCCAUUGCAAGCUCCGCUGCCUCUUCAUGUGACUUCAGCACUUCAGAUAAACCCACAGAGGAUUCCACAGACACUACAAGUUGUGUCUCUCCGAGGAAGACAAAGCACACAACCAAGGCGAAGCCAACUGGCAUGAAGAGGGCAAAGAGUAGCCAGGCUGAGAACAAGUGGCAUAAACCAAGCAAGAGAGCAAAAACAGCAGGGCGGGCUCUGAGGAGGAGGCCUCGCUGCUGCUGAACUCUGACUUUUACAUUUGAUAACAAGGGCAGAGUAUCUCUAACCUUCAUCACUGCAAGCCUCAACUUGAACAGAUCAACUUACUGAAUAUAAUAAUUAAAAUGUUUAUAGCACUGCCACAAGAGCAACUGUAAAAACAACUGAUGAACACAAAGACUGUAUGUGUAUAUUAUGUCUUGUUGUCACACACACAAAGGUGAAAUGUAAUUUUUAUAGGGGUUGUUAAUAUUUAAAUGUGGACUUUUUUUGUACUGUAGAAAGCUGAAA